GAUUCACAGCCAAAAUUUUCUAACGAAAAUAAUCCAAAUGCAAAAUAGUCCAAAAAAAAAAGCCCCUAUCCGAACCCGUAUGAACCAACCCAAUUGCCACCUCUACUUGCGAGGUACGUAACUCGACCGUUCUCUACUUGAAUGCCCUUUGCUCUGCUCUUUUCGUCUUCUUCUUCUGCAGAGUGUAGAGUUCUCCAAGCUUCCAAAUCUCUUUAUUUUUGUUUAUACAAAUCAAAACCCAAAAUAAAGAAGAUAAGAAGAACCAGAGAGCAAAAGAAAACAAACCAUGUGUCUUUCAAAGUGCCUUGUUUCAAAGAAAGGGCCUUUAGGCGCCAUAUGGGUUGCUGCUUAUUUCUUCAAAAACCUCAAGACAGCUCAAAUCUUUGAGACUAAUAUAUCCUCUUCUGUUGAUAAUAUUUUGCAAGAUCAGCUGGAGAUUUUCUCUUAUAGAGUAUUAGCAUACCUCCUUCUUGGUGUUGUCAGAAUAUACUCCAAAAAGGUUGAUUAUCUUUUUGAUGACUGCCAAGAGGUGCUGAUUAAGAUAAAGGAAUUUGUGGUUGGAGAAAAAAAUAGAGCAAAGAAAGAGGCCCUCCGUGCAACUUGUUUCUCUAUUACUCGACCUGUGAACUUUGACUUAGAUGCUUUUGAUCUGGAAAUUCUUGAAGAUACUAGUGGAGGUAAUGUGGUGCCUCGUGAAGAGAUAACCCUUAAAGAUGUAAAUUGGAAAAAUGUUGGAAUAAGGCAAUCUUCUCUAGACAGGUUUGCGGCCUUGGAUGAUGAUUUCUUGAUGGAUUACACUUCAACUGAAGAGUAUGCACACAAAUCUCAAUUCAGUCUUUCAUGCCACCCAACAGACUUUGAGACAGAAGCAAGAACAUCACAUGAUAUAUGUGACUGGAUAGCUAGCAUGGAAAAACUUCAAUAUGAUAAGUCCUUGCAUGAAGAGGAUUCUCAUCUCAAAUUAGUUAGUGGGGUUGAGGAAGAACCUCCAAACCUUGUUAAAAUUUUUUAUAAAAAUGACAGAGAGCAUGUAGAGGUUCCUGACAUGGCAGGUUUGGAGAACCAUAUGGACCGAGAAGCAAACAGGGAGAAAUACAAUAAUAGAUUCCCGUCAGAAGAAUGUGUGAACCUUCGUAGCGAGGCCAAGGAGGAUCCUCUAGGUUCUCCUAAGCCACUUGCUGAAGAUCAAAGUAUUAAGGAAAAGACGAAGGGUCCAGAUCUAUCAGAAUCAGACAAGGAAAUGAACCAGGCAACGGAGGAAGAUCAUUUAAGCAUCCUGGAAGCAAGUGCAAAGGUUCCAGACAUUGCAGGCUCAAUAAAACAUACGGAAAGAGAAGCAGGCAGGGAGAAAUGGAAUGGUAGGUUCUUUUCAAAAGAAGGGGUGAACCUUCAUAGUGAGGCUGAGGAGGAACCUUUAAGCUCUGUUAAGUCUCUUGGUGAAGAUCGAGCUAAUAGAGAAAAGAUGAAGGGUCCAGAUCUGCUGCAAUCAGAAAAUGAAGUGCACCAGGUUAUGGAGGAGGAUCAUGUAAGCACCCUGAAAACAAAUGUAGAGGUUCCAGACAUUGCAGGCUCAGAAAACCAUAUAGGAACUGAAGCAAGCAGGGAGAAUUAUAAUGAUAAAUUCUCUCAAGAAAAAUAUUUGAAUCAUAUUGCUGAAAUUGAGGAGAAAUCUGCAAGUCUGAUCAAAUCUUUUGGUGAAGAACAAACUAACAGAGAGAUGAUGAAUGGUCUGGAUAGGUUGCAAAUAGAAAAUGAAGUGCACCAUGUUAUGGAGGAAGAUAGCAACUUGGGCGCAAGCAUGGAGAAGCUUCUGGGUCAAGGAUUCUCUCCCAUGAACGUUGAGGAACCUUCCCCACUUGUUAAACCACUUGGUGAAGAGAUUCAAACUGGUGCAGAGCAACUGCAUUUUCCAGCAAUGACAACUUCCAAGGAUGGAAAGUGUCAGGUUGCUGCAAAAGACCAUACAUUGUCAGUUACAUUGGAUGCAACUCCUCGGUCCAUGUUGCAAGAUGCUUCAGGACCUACUACACCACAUUUUAUGCUUAUCCCAACACCUGCCACUAAGGAGCAUGCUCGGUUUACCAGGAAAAGAAAAUGUUUCUUCGAUGACGUAAUAGUUUUCCCUAAUAGCAUAAUGAGGCAAUGGAUAAAAGAUUCUAGUGAUUUGGUGUCUAAGCAGAGAAAAGGUGAUCGUACUGCUCUGGCUGGAAGGAAGACUUGUUGGAUUUCCAACCUUCCCCAGAGUUUCUCAGAGCCUUCAGUUCCCUGCACCUCGGAGCUUAAAUCUCUCUACCGUGGAAAGAGAUUAAGACUUCUGGAAUCAAUCAUGAAAACUUCAGAAAAGAUAGACACUUUAGAACCUCCUCCUGUUGUUGGAUCCUUUGUGCAAGCAGAAAUUGCUCCACAGACCGUUGAAAUCAGGGAUCCUCCAGAUAAGUUAAACCUCUCAGGAUCUCCUCCACUUGAUGCAUCCUCAAAGCAUGCAGGAAUUGCUCCUCAAACACCUACUCAGCAGUCACCUUCGCUUGUUGUGGGAGAACAAGUAGAAAUUGCUCCACAAACACCUGUUCUGCAAUCAAAAUCACUGAGACCAUUUGAGAGCCCUGAGUACCUCAAUUGUGAUAACUUAGAUGAAGUAGGAUCAGCGAAUAUGGAUCCUAGUGAAAGUAUACAGAAAGAGUCUUCUCUGAAUGAAAUUGUAGAAAAAGAGCCUUCCCUGGGCAAAGAUGAAGACUUCGAUCUUAAUCCAUAUUUUGGUCAGGAGAUACAUUCAAAUGAAGAUGAUAACCAGGGACAGGAUGGAUGGUCAAUGAGAACCAGAAUGGUGGCAAAGCAGUUGCAGAAAAGCUUUCUAGAUCAAAGGAAAAGAGGGGAGAAGGAAAAGGUGAAGUUAUCACAGCUUUUGGAAAGAACAACAAAGAAAGCAAGUGCAAGGCUCUUUUAUGAGAUACUGGUGUUGAAAACUAAAGGACUCGUUGAUGUGAAGCAAGACACUGCUUUCGGUGACAUUCUUGUUCUGAACUCCUUCCUCAUUGGGACCAAACUUACAGAACUGAUGAAAAGUAAAACUGCUGGAGGAUCUAUUUGCUAAUUGCAGUAAAUAGAAUCAGUCUUUUUGAUCCAAAUCCAUGGUAAAUGAGUUAUAGUGGUAGUGCUGCUGUAAAUUUUAGCGAAUUUGGCUGAUAAAGUUGUUUUCAUUAGAAGAAUGCAAGCUAGGAAAUCAGGAUGUAGGUACUUUUUGUUAUUUAGAUAUAAUCUUACAUCGUUUAUAGUUUGAUGAUUAAAUGAAGGUUUUUUCAACUGUGACUUUAACCAUCCUGAAAGCAUGAGAUGGUGUGAGGAAAGUAUUGGUUACUUGAAUAAAAAAGAAAUUGGCAAAUUGUAUGAUUAAAUGACAUUAUAUAUACAUAUAUAUACAGUAAAUGACAUUAUGAAAGUAAAUAAAUAGAAUGAAAUAUCAGGCAUGCUUCUUGGACAAUUCUUAUUUUGACUUCAGAAGGGUUUGAAUCUCUGUUGAUGUUCUCAUUUCCCAUGAUCCUUCUAAAUUCAAUGAAGAUGCUCCUUGCUUUUUGAUC
This is a messenger RNA of Durio zibethinus, 3575 nucleotides long. The record is from RefSeq and is a predicted model, not a curated record. NCBI's taxonomy places the organism in Eukaryota, Viridiplantae, Streptophyta, Magnoliopsida, Malvales, Malvaceae.